GACGCAUGCAUGAGAUCGCUUCAUUGCUGCCCUAUCAAUUUCCUUGCAUCUAUCACACAACGCUCCUUUGCCUCUUGCCUCCAGCAGAGCGUGGAUCUGCUGCGUUGCCGCCUUAGCAUUGCCGUCCAGCAAUCGAAGUCCAGCUGUACUGUACGCUCUUUAGUGAAGUGGAACUCGAGCUCCCUGUCACACACAUGACCUACACGCUAGACAAUCGGACGAUGCGCGAUCUCGGGAAAGGAGCUACUUGCUAUGUGAUUCUGUGCGGUAAGAUCCUGUACCGCUUGAUCAGACUGCAUGCGCGAUGUGGUAGGACAUCUCCGACGAGACAAGGCUGUGUGCAAUGGGACGAUAUGGCGCGCGAUGCUCAAAGCGCGGACGGAAUUCGUGCAGUCAAGAUUCUUUCGGGAGCUGAUCUGGCGACGCAACCACCAUACGAUCAAAUCGACAGUUGAUUUAGAGAAGCAUGACUUGGGUGUUGGGAAAGAGCUUGGCUAUUGGAACAUUUGGCCUGGGGCGAGGCAAACAAGAGAGGACACUGCAGUACAAACCUGCUGUGCAGUGUUCCUGCUGGAGGAAAAGUCCCCCCUCCUUUUGUAUACUUGUAGGGUGCGAAUGCUGCAUGGAUGAUCGGGUCACGAUGACGAUUGAAGCGUGCAGACCGACGGGUAGCCGAACGUGCCACCUCUGCGAGGAAGCGCCGUUUCAAGAUGGGCGAAGGAUACUUGGGACGUUGAGCGCGCAUC
Molecule: messenger RNA, 746 nt
Organism: Ceraceosorus bombacis
Lineage: Eukaryota; Fungi; Basidiomycota; Exobasidiomycetes; Ceraceosorales; Ceraceosoraceae
Source: the annotation of a GenBank genome assembly